Molecule: messenger RNA, 9467 nt
Organism: Ahaetulla prasina
Lineage: Eukaryota; Metazoa; Chordata; Lepidosauria; Squamata; Colubridae
Product: nectin-1-like
Exons: 6
Coding region: 934-2478 (514 amino acids)
Biological process (GO): homophilic cell-cell adhesion; protein localization to cell junction; heterophilic cell-cell adhesion
Cellular component (GO): adherens junction
Source: RefSeq, a predicted model, not a curated record
GCCAGAGGUCCGAAGCUGAGGACCGGCCGAGCUUCGCACCGCUUCUUGCUGCUGCUGCCGCUGGCGUUGCGCGUGCCCGGGCGUGGGCUCCAGGCGCGCUCCCGGCUCUCUCCUCUCCCGCCCGGCUAGACUUCCGAGGCUCGCGAGUGGGAAGAAGGAGAAGAAGAAGAAGAAGAAGCAGAAGCAGCGGCGGCUGAUGUUGCAGCGCCCAGCCGCUGCUCUGCCCGCUCCAGCUGCGGCUCCGCCGUCCUAGCUGCCCGUCGCGCUCCGAGACUUGGAUGUGGGGGUCUCCCUCCUGGCCCCGCCGAGGCCCUCUGAGCAGCCGCAGCCCUUCAGCGCUUCAGGAGACGGGAUCUCCCCUCCUUUCCCUCCCCGAUUCCGCGAUCUCUCCGGGCUCUUCCUUCGUUCCUUCUCUUCCCUUCGCCGGCGAUGCUCGGCCGCCCCGAUCCGAUGUGAGCCGCUUUGGCCAGGCAGCGCUGAGCUCGGUCCGGAGGGAAAGAAGCAGGGCUGGCCAGGCUGGGCUGAGAAAGGACUAAGCGAUCGGAGCCAACGACAGCGGGGAAGCCGAGGAUCGAGACCCCCCCCUCCCUUCCCAGAUCCCACUAGAUCUCUUCCUCCCCACCCCCCACCCACCCACGGUUCACCCGCCGGGAGAAAAAGGGUCGGUGGGCGCUGCUGCCUCUGCCCCAGGAGGGGGCGUGUCUGCGGGCGACCCUCGGGGGGCUCGUCUGCUCGCCUCCCCCCUCCCUCUUUGCCCCUCGGCCAAGGAAGAAGACGAAGCAGCCGAAGAAGGAGGGGAGGGGUCCCUGGCGCGGAUCCCAUUGAUGCCCCAUCCCCGGGGGAGCCUUCCUGCUCGGCGCCUGGACCCCAAUUAACUUUCACCCCCCUAGACACAGCCGCGGCCGCCUCUAACGGGGCAAAGAAAAGUCAUCGAUGGCCGGGCCGAGGCAGCAGCUGAGCUGGCUCCGGGGCUGGUGGACUACCGGCGUGUGUUUGGCGACCCUGGCCUUCCCAGGUCUAUGGGCUCAGAAGGUGCUUGUCAAUGAGACGGUCUCCGGCUUCAUCGGGACCGAUGUGGUCCUUCAUUGCAACUUGGUCAAGAUCAACCACACGAGGAUCACCCAAGUCACCUGGCAGAAGGCCAGCAACGGCUCCAAGCAAAAUGUGGCCAUCUACAACCCCGUCAUGGGUGUCUCCAUCCUGCCCCCCUACGAGGAGAGAGUGGUCUUCCAGAGCCCUUCCAUCACCGACGGGACCAUCAAGCUGUCCAACCUCCAACUGGACGAUGAAGGGAUCUACAUCUGUGAGUUUGCCACCUUCCCUACCGGCAACCGGGAAAACCAACUCAAUCUCACCGUAUUAGCCAAACCAGUGAACCGGAUGGAGGUCACCACCAGACCGCUGAUUGCCAGGGCCGGCAUGACGGAGAAAAUUCUGGUGGCCACCUGCAUAUCCUCCAACGGGAAGCCUCCCAGCACUGUGACCUGGGACACGAAGCUGAAAGGCGAAGCGGAAUUCCAGGAGAUCCGCAAUGAAAAUGGCACCAUCACGGUGAUCAGCCGCUACCGUCUUCUACCGAGCCGGGAGGCCCACCAACAGCAGCUGAAGUGUGUGGUCAACUACCAGUUGGAGCGUUUCACGGAGAGCAUGACCCUCAAUGUGCUGUACGAGCCCGAGGUUAGGAUCGAUGGUUUUGACAGCAACUGGUACCUCAACCGGAAGGAUGUGAAACUGACUUGUCUAUCCGAUGCCAAUCCUCCCGCCACCGAGUACCAAUGGAAGCUGCUGAAUGGUUCGUUGCCCGACAGUGCCGAAAUUCAGAACAGCACUCUGUUCUUCAAAGGACCGGUCACAUACAGCCUAUCAGCAACAUAUAUCUGCGAAGCCACCAACACCAUCGGCACUCGGUCUGGGCAAGUGGAAGUGAAUGUCACAGAAUUCCCCUACACCCCGUCUCCACCGGGCACAUCCGUGGCGCAUCCGACCAUCCCCACCGCCGUGAUUGGGGGCGUGGUGGGCGGAGCCUCGUUGGUCGUAGUGGUGGCCGUGGUCGUCCUUAUGGUGCUCCGUCACCGACGCCACACUUUCAAGGGCGACUACAGCACCAAGAAGCACGUCUACGGCAACGGGUACAGCAAGGCGGGCAUCCCUCAACAUCACCCACCCAUGGCCCAGAACCUUCAAUAUCCUGACGAUUCGGACGACGAGAAAAAGCCCGGCCCGCUGGGCAGCAACAGCUACGAGGACGAAGAUGACGAUGGCGCCGGGGCGGAACGGAAACACCGGUCCUGUCCCAACAAGUAUGAGGAGGACUCCAAGCGGCCUUACUUCACGGUGGAUGAGGGCGAAGCCCGCUCUGAAGCCUACAACGAACGGACACUUGGAUUCCAGUAUGACCCCGAACAACUGGACAUAGCCGAUAACAUGGUCUCUCAGAAUGACGGGUCUUUUAUUUCCAAAAAAGAGUGGUAUGUGUAGCUUGGUCCACCUCCUCCCCUCUCUUGCCCUCUCUUCACCGGCCACGUCCUGCCUCCAUGCCCCAGGGCUGCUGGCUGCUCUGCAGAGCCCCGUGUGCCUUGUCACACGCCCAGAGCCCCCUGCCCACCUAACACACGCACACCCAGAGACCUCCAUCUGCUGGGGAUGUGGGACCACAGUACAGGGACACUUGGGAAGCCAACGAGAACUUCCACUACUUUGGGGGCACCCCGGAGGAGGCAAAGCAGGGGAGUUGGGGAGAGGGGGCGGAGCGGGAGGGAUAUUGCUUGGCUUAAUGGAUUUAGUUUUUCCUUGGGGUGAGGAGAGCAACGUUUCUUUUCCCCUGCUUAAUUUUCUCCGACAGAGGUUGGUCCCUUACAGUGUCGUUUGUACUGAUCAGUGGUGGCUUUGAUGUUGAUACUUUAAUUAUUAUUGCCUGUCUUUGUAUAGUAUACCGAUCCCACCCCAUCCACACCUCCUGGUUGCAUCUUAAAAGCGUCUCUUGGUCAGCCUUGUGGGCUCCGCUCACAACUCCCACCUCCCUUCAAAAACACUGGAAUUUGUUUUAUUGUCUUAACUUUGGGGAGGGGUUUAGGGGCAUACACCCCACCCACCCACCCGGACUUUGGAAGGCAAGGUGGGGUUUGGGGGGAGGCUGCAGACACCGAAAGCACAAAAGCACAGAAUCGGGAGCCGAGGGUUUUUGCUCCUUUCCGACUACUCUGGAUCUCUGUGGCCUGUAUCUUCCUUUCAGCAUCUUCGCUGUGGCCAUUUCCCACAAUGCACUUGUGAUGGGAAAAGAACGAUCACCUGCCUUUAUCCGUGGCCACCAAAAACAAAAAACAAAACCCAGACUCGACUUCAUCUUCAGAAGAACCUUUGGGGAAAGAAAAGAAAGAAAGAAAGAAAGAAAGAAAGGAACGAGAGCGCAUGAUAUCCAGGGAGGAGAAGUGUAAUAAGUGUGGGUCUCUCUUUUCGUUGUUGUUGUUGUUGUUGUUGUUGUUUCAUUCUUAAUUAUGGUUUUAAGAGAGAGGUUCAGGGUCUGUCAAGAUUUGCAUGCCACAUUAUUUUUAUUUUUUUUCUCCCCCCUCGUUUGCUCCUGGACCCAACAUUGUUGUCGAUGGGCAAUCUUCUUAGAUUCACUUGCCCGAGUCUAUUCCUACCAGUUUCUCAUUCCGGGAACUGUCAGUUAGUGAACAGACUAGCGAGAAGUUGCUUGUUCUCCUUCAUCAAGUCUCGGUGUUUAAUGUUGUUGAAGCUCAACAGGCUGGACACCAGUUUUAUGCACGUACAGAAGGCUCCAAAUCCAGUCACUGGCUCUUCCAAUUAAAUAGCCCCAAGUGGCAAGCAGAGAGAGAGAGAGAUGUGUGUGAAGCUAGGAAAAAAUGGAUUUUUGUUUGGGGCUGAAAUUCUAACUGCUCUGUUAGAACACUUUGAGUUGGCCUGUAUGGGUUGAGGGGCUUUUUUUGGUGUUUUUUUUUUGGGGGGGGACACCAAACUUGAAAUGGCUUGAAUGGUCCAUCUCAACUAAACUUGGGGGGAGGGGAAAGAAUGUUGUGUCGGAGCAAAACGUUGGAGCUAUUUUAUGUGGCUGACCAUUAGAAAGAGCCACAGCUGCUGCUCCUUUGUUUUUCAUUCCAGGACCACAAAAAAUAAGUGGGCGAGAGGCCCAAAUGCAGAAUGCUAUCUGCUACCCCAGUUGUAGGGAAAUUGGCGAGGGGCAUGAUUUUUAAAACUUCUUUGAAAGCGUUCAAAUAAAUCCCAUAGGUGGGAAAUAAAUGGAAACAAAGCUUUGCUUUUACCAAAUGAAACAACUGUUGGGAUUAGCAUCUGUUAUCAACAAUGGUCCACCCUUCCCCAAUGGGGAGGGGGGAAAGGGAGGGAGGGAAGGAGAGAGAGAGAGAGAGAGAGAAAGAAAGAGAGCAGAGAGAGAGAGAGAGAAAUGAUACAUAGGCUGUCUUCACUUCCUUUAAAUAAAACAUUUGAAUUGCUCAGCCAACAGAUUACAGGAGAAACAGUUCCUUAAAAUUCCUUUCAAUUAAUACAUCCUCUUCCUUAACGUUUUGAAAUGUUAAAACAUUUAAGGCUGAUGGAGUGUGUUUUUUUUAAAAAAGAAAUAAUUACAGUGUCUAAUUUUAUGUUGGCACUGUUUUGUUUUGGUUUCUUUCAAUCUGCCAGUCAUGUGCAACUCUUAACAAAACUUCAUCUGUCCUGAUGCUUCUGCUUGCGUGUAGGAGUAGCUGCCGUUGUAAAAGAACAAGAGCAGGGGAGACCCAAUGCGCUUCACAAUUGCAUGAAUAGCUCAAUGACGGAGUGCACCAAUGCGCCAAAAUUCAGCAGUUCCUCCAAGCCAACAUUAAACACCGGUACAGUCGUGUUUGUGGGGAUCCUUUUGUGCUCUCUGAACUCGGUUGUUUUCUUGCAGAUGUUUCAUUACCCAGCUAGGUAUUAGCAUCAGUGCUAGAAGGGAGUGGGGAGAGCAAACCCUUUAUAAUACUGAUGAUGUUACCUAGUUGGGUAAUGAAAUGCUUGCAAGUAAACGGUCAAGCUCAGAGAGCACCAAGGAUCACACAGCUCAAAUAGUCUCUUUUAUGCUAGCUUUUAAAUUUGUAGACUCAGCAACAUUAGCAUCCCUUGGUGUCAAGCAAGUACACAGAGAGAGAAUUGCAUUACCUGCCUACCAAAUAAAGCACAGCACGGUCUUCGUAGUAGCCAUCCAUUCUCUCAUCUGGAUGAUGCCAACUUUCCCAUAGCAAGACUUAUUUAAAACAAAAUGCAUGAUGGUCUUAGCCAGGUGAGCUGGCAUUUCUGCAGCUUAAGCAAGCUCCCUUCUCUGUUUAAUUCCUGCUUUCUUUUCAACCCGUCAGUCGUCCCUUGUCAACCGUUUGUUCUAAAAUCUUGAGCACAGGAACAGGACUGGCUCCUCACCGCAGGACUGUCUGGAUCACUACCAUGAAAUAAAAUGCCUGGCAAUUAAGAAAUAAUAAUAAUAAUAAUGGAGGAACCUGGAUCAAAGUUUUGAUCUGCUCAGGAUCCGAGGUGAUCAAAACGUACGUGGCUACUCUAGGUUCAUCUGCACAUCUUAGACUCCUGUUUGAGUACCGAAACUAUAGGUUGUAGCCCAGCCGAAGCCUCUGCUCAUUGAUCAAAAAAAACCCACAAAAUUUCUACUUGCUCUGGGUUCCUGCCUUCGUGUCCAGACCUCUUAAAUCUCCACAUGUUGCCAACAUCUGGUCCUUCUCAUUUCCUUGGAUUCCACUGGAGAAGAGAUUCCUUUUGCUUCCCCUGAGCGCAGCUAAUCCUAUCCCCUUGAAGAUUUGGUACGGUAACAUAUUUAAGGUAUAUAUUUUGGAGACGUCUGAUCGGUGGGACUAGGACCCAGGUUUUCAAAGCUUGAAGGAUGAGUUGAUUGGAAAACCAACUGCAGGAGGAUAGUUCACAGUUCCUGUAGCCUCAGAUGGCUAGCUGUUUUUGGCACCCGGGAGUUAUAGUCCAAGGUUUUGGAAGACGGCAGAGGUGGAUGGGCUCCAACGUAGCCCCAUUGAGGUAGCAAUUCUUUUUCAGCUGCUUUUACAAUCCUGCCUUUUGCUCCCGGAAAAACUACAGAGCGUAAGCAGCCAGAGCCACCCAUGAAUAGUCUCAAACAGUAGCUUUAUUGUUAGUCACUUAGGUUACCAGAAUAACAGAGUUGGAGGGGGCCUUGGAGGUCUUGUAGUCCAACCCCCUGCUCAAGCAGGAAACACUGUGACGUUUCAGACAAAUGAUUGCCCAGGCUCUUCUUAAAAACCUCUGAUGUUGGAGCACCCGCAACUUCUGGAGGCAAGUUGUUCCACAGAUCAAUUGUUCUCACGGUCAGGAACUUUCUCCUUAGUUCUAAGUUGAUUCUCUCUUUAAUAAUCUUCCACCAGUUAGUUCUUGUUCGGCCCUCAAGCGUUUGGGAGAAUAGAACCAUAGGAUCCUACCGCUGGAAGGGUCUUUAAUCUAGUCCACCCCCCUGCUCAAGCAGGAGACCCUAUCCCAUUUCAGACAAAUGGCUGUCCAAUCUUUUCUUAAAAACCUCCAAUGUUGGAGCACUGGCAACUUCUGGAGGCAAGUUGUUCCACGGAUCAAUUGUUCUCACGGUCAGGAACUUUCUCCUUAGUUCUAGGUUGCUUCUUUCCUUGAUUAAUUUCUACCCGUUGCUUCUUGUCCUGCCCUCAGCUACUUUGGAGAAUAGCUUGACACCCUCUUUUUUGUGGUAGUCCCUCAGAUAUUGGAACACUGAUUCUCUCCAGACUGACCACCUUCCCUUGGAAACGGUCAGAUAGGGAUUCUGGGAUUCUGGGAGAAGUGGGUCCUGUGCCACUUUCUCCACUGCAAAGACUCCAAGCUCAGACCCCUCUUAACACCUCCUUCUAGUCUAGCUAGAGAUAGACCACCACAAAUACGUUUGGACCUUCUGAGCAAUGACCUAGAUGAAUUCCAUUCUCCUUGGACCAGCAGUCCUCUUUCUAUCAUCCUGUCUCUCAUCCCUUAGCCUCUCAGAAGGGUAACUUAGGUGAGACGGUCAGGUGCAGAAAUGCCAUGAAUAAAUAAAUAAAUAGGAAUUAUCCUUGUUCUGUUGGGCUUCCUUCCUUUCCUGCUAACAAGAUGGUUCAAACGUCCUUGCCGAUCAGUCUCUCUAGUUACCUACGGAGCUCUUGAAUUUGUACGUUUUUUUGACCUUGGACUUCCUUCUCUGCCUUGGGGAGCCAUAUCUAAUCCUGGAGACCCUCCAUGCAGAUAUUUUUAGACCCUAUUUUUCUGUGGUCAGGGAUGCAUGAUCAUUUCAGCCUUAAUCCUUCCUUGUACAUGACUCAAAACUCUUUAGACGGGUGAAAACCGGUGCAUGCUUUUGAAAAAACAGAAAAACUGCCAAAUCUGACGAGAUGAGACAAGAAGUAUGUGUAUCAAGAGGAUGACCAAAUGUCGCCUUUGCGAUUUUGUUUUUAGACCGUUCUCGUUCUGUCGCUGUAAGAGAGGUGGUGUUGUCAUAGAGCAAGUUUUUCAUGAAAAAAAAUGUGCCACUGGGUGAGAAUGUAAGAAAAUGCCAACCGGUUUGGUUCAUAGUCUUAUCAGACGUUGCACGUUGCUUCCACCGAUGGAUGCUGCCCCCAAGCUACACAUUGGUUCACUGAAGGCCGCCAUAUUCUCUCUGGAUUGUCAUCAGUGGGCGAAAGUUCAGGUCCCAAGGUACACAACGCCUUGAUGUGGAGGUUCCAUUUAAGGAUAAAGGCUCUUCGCCAUCUCUAGAUCAAUAAUCUACAUUUAUUGAACACGGAGAGAUGCUGUUCGCGUGGAGGAAGGUGGACAGUUCAAUCCCAACCUUGGAAUGGAUUAAAAUGCAACCUCCGAUUUCUUUCUGGAUUUUAAUCUGGACCCAACAUUGCUGAGGUUUCCAAUGGUUCUCAAGCUCUGUAUUGCAGGCCACAUCUGGCAGAUGUUUGGCGGAAGACUGUAUAUCUGGCUUCACCCAUCCCAGCCCUCUGAUUUCCGUUAUUGUAUUUCAUGAUGAGACCAGUUGCCUUUCCUGUUGUCGUCGUUUUUUUCCCAGCAUUGUUUCUUUGUUUUAUUCCAGCAAUUUAUUUAAAAAAAACAACACAAAAUUAAACAUGAGAAGUUAGCUAGAAUUCUCCUUAGGAGAAAAUGAAACCCACCAUAAAAGUUGAGGUUUGGACUGAUCUGAAUAUAUAUAUAUUGGGGUUGGUUUUUAUGCACUGGAAGAAUAGAUUUAAGGUUUAAUCCUCGUUCUGGAUUAAAGAACCAAAAAUGCAAGGCCACAAUGCAAGCAAAGCCUCCAUACAGGUAAUCCUCCACUUAAGAACCAUUCAUUUAGUGACCGUUCAAAGUUACGACGAGACUUUGAAAAGGGACAGCAAUGAUCCCGUGAACAAAAUUCAGAUACUUGGCAACUGACUAUAUCCAGCAUUUACUGACAAGCAAAGUCAGUGGGGGAAGCUGGAUUAUCUUUAAUGACCAUGUUAGUCACUUAAACCAGGGGUCUCCAACCUUGGCAACUUUAAGACUUGUGGACUUCAACUCUGGGAGUUGAAGUCCACAAGUCUUAAAGUUGCCGAAGGUUGGAGACCCCUGACUUAAACCAUCGCAGUGACUCAUUUAACAAGUGCCUUGCUUAGCAGUGGAUAUUCUGGUCCUGAUUGUAAAUUGAGGACUAGCUGUAUGGUCGUAAGUUGAGGACUAGCUUUAUGGCCUUCUCUUGCAAGGAAAUGUGUACAUAGCGCUUUUCUACGAUGAGAUACUCAAGCAGUACCAAUAAAUGCCAACAGAGAAAUAAACUGCACUGUUAUUUUGAUUCCUUUUCUACAUUCCAAUGUAUUCCCUUCGCUCAAAUGUGUCUCUCUACACCAUUGUUUCUCAACCUGGGUAACUUUAUGACAUGUGGACUUCAACUCCCAGAAUUCUCCAGGCUGGCUGGAGGAUUCUGGGAAUUCAAGCUGCCCAGGUUGAGAAACAAGGCUCUUAUCAUUUUAACCUCCUUGUUCCCAUUGAUUGCAUUCCUGCUAUAAUCAACUUCGUGGUAUAAGAGAAAUAGAAAUGUCCAUUGGGAGGGAUGUGUUUUCUGUGUUGUAAGUGCUUUUUUUUUUUUUUGUAAAAAUAAAUUUUUUAAAAAAAAAUAUGUGGAGAAGAAGACAAAUAUUAUAGAGAGUGUAAUAAACUGAACUUUGCUUUCAUUUCUCGGUUUUAUUUUUAAUAUUUCCCCAUUCUUUGUAAUAAUUUCUUUGGUUCCUUUUGUUUAAUUUUUUUUUUUUUUUGGUUUCGUUUUGUUUCGGGGGGACAACGGAGGGAAUUUUCGUGGGGAGCAGCAUUCUGCUUCAUCGUCUUUUACUUGUUCAAAAUGAAAAAAAAAAAUAAUUUUAAAAAGAAAGAGAGAGAGAGAAAGAAAAGACUAGUGGAUCGACCGUUGAAAGAAGUGUACUUUUUUAUAAAUAAAAGAAUUUUAAAACAAGGAA